Piliocolobus tephrosceles (Ugandan red Colobus) is the source of this 951-nucleotide messenger RNA. Its product is annotated as glycine N-acyltransferase-like protein 1. The record is from RefSeq and is a predicted model, not a curated record. The transcript is spliced from 5 exons. Gene Ontology annotation, biological process: L-glutamine metabolic process. Gene Ontology annotation, cellular component: mitochondrion. Gene Ontology annotation, molecular function: L-glutamine N-acyltransferase activity; glycine N-acyltransferase activity. NCBI's taxonomy places the organism in Eukaryota, Metazoa, Chordata, Mammalia, Primates, Cercopithecidae. Bases 1 to 909 code for a protein of 302 amino acids.
AUGAUCCUACUGAAUAACUCCCAGAAGCUGCUGACCCUAUACAAAUCCUUAGCCAGGAGCAUCCCCGAAUCCCUGAAGGUGUACGGCUCUGUGUAUCACAUCAGUCACGGGAACCCCUUCAACAUGGAGGUGUUGGUGGACUCCUGUCCUGAAUAUCAGAUGGUUAUUAUCCGGCCUCAAAAACAGGAGAUGACAGACGACAUGGAUUCAUACACAAAUGUAUAUCGUAUAUUCUCCAAAGAGCCUCAAAAAUCACAAGAAGUUUUGAAAAAUUGUGAGAUCAUCAACUGGAAACAGAGACUCCGAAUCCAAGGUCUUCAAGAAAGUUUAGAUGAGGGGAUAAGAGCGGCUGCAUUGUCAAAGUCAGUGAAGGUAGAGUAUUCAAGAGCAGGCCUCUUCAUUAUGGAAGAUUUCCUGAAUCUCCAUGCCUCCAAUAAAAGCAAGCUUGGAAGCUGGGCUGAGACAGGCCAACCAGCUGAUGAAUUUGAGAGCGAAACUCUCAAUUUGAAGUAUGCCCAGCUGGAUGUCUCUCAUUCUGGGCUGGUAAAUGACAACUGGAAUCUAGGAAAGAAUGAGAGGAGCCUGCGUUACAUCAACCGCUGCAUAGCAGCCCUGCCAACAGCCUGUAUGCUGGGCCCAGAGGGGGCCCCAAUCUCAUGGUUAACCAUGGACCCUUCUAGUGAAGCAGGAAUGGCCUACAGCAUGGAAAAAUACCGAAGUAGAGGCAUCAUGGUGCAGCUGACGUUGAGAUUCAGGAAAUAUCUGCUUCAGAAGAAUAUUCCAUAUUACUUCUCUAAACUGGACGUAAAUGAAAAGUACCGCAGGGUUAUGGGGCAGUAUGGUGGCUUUGAGGUUUCCUGUGGGUGGCACCAAUGGACCUGCUAUCCACAGAAUCUAGUUCCAUUUUAGAUAAUUAAUCUGCUUAGCAAUCCUUGGCAAGCCAUCUCUUAA